AUGCUUGGAUAUGACUCUGAUGGAAAGUUGAAAACUUAUUGGUUAUUGCCUGGAAAGAACAUGUCUGAUGGAUUGAGGAUCAUAGACAGAAGAAAUAUAGAUGACAUUGUUCUGAGCCCAGAAGCUGAGUUGCCAGAGGUGUUCAACCCUAGUAGACAUGAUUAUGAGUGGGAGGAUGAUGAUGAUGACCUCUUUGAGGAAAAUGUGGAUGGUGAUGUGGAAGAGGGGGAUAGGAAGAAAUUCAACCAUAAGAAGGCUGCAGGUAGUGUGUUGAAGGGCAAGAAAGUUGUGGCAGAUUUGUCAGAAGGUGACACAAGUGAUGAUGAACAACUGCACUUGCCAAGUGAUGAUGAUGAUGAUGAGUUCAACUUGAAGUUUAAGUCUUUUAAUCCUGAAGACAUUAACAACCCAAUCUUCAAAGUAGGCAUGGUAUUCUCUUCAGUUGAAUUAGUUAGAAAGGCUAUCUCUGAAUAUAGCAUGAAGAACAGGGUGGACAUAAAGAUGCCCAGGAAUGAUAGAACUAGGAUCAAGGCACAUUGUGCAGAAGGAUGCCCCUGGAACUUUUAUGCUUCAAUGGACAGCAGGGCAAAGGCCUUCAUUGUUAAGACAUAUGAGCCCCAUCACAAAUGCAAGAAGGAGUGGAUUCUAAAAAGGUGUACUGCAAAAUGGUUAGCUGAAAAGUACACUGAGUCAUUUAGGGCUGAUGGGAAGAUGACCAUUCCUAGCUUUGCAAAGACAGUACAAAAAGAGUGGAACUUGACUCCUUCAAGAAGCAAGCUUGCAAGAGCUAGGAGGCUGGCCCUAAAAGAGAUAUAUGGUGAUGAAAUAGCCCAAUACAACUUGUUGUGGGAUUAUGGCAAUGAACUAAGGAGGUCCAAUCCUGGGAGUUCUUUCUAUCUUAGGUUAGAUGAGGGCAAAUUUAGUAGCUUGUACUUCUCACUAGAUGUAUGCAAGAGAGGAUUCCUCAGUGGUUGCAGGCCAAUCAUUUGUCUGGAUGGUUGCCACAUCAAGACCAAAUUUGGAGGUCAAUUGUUGACAGCAGUUGGAAUUGAUCCCAAUGACUGCAUAUACCCCAUUGCAAUGGCUGUGGUAGAAGUUGAGUCUUUCAGCACAUGGACAUGGUUUCUUGAUACCUUGAAGACUGAACUUGGGAUAGUGAACACCUCUCCAUGGACCAUUAUGACAGACAAACAAAAGGUAACCAUUUGA
Oryza sativa Japonica Group (Japanese rice) is the source of this 1209-nucleotide messenger RNA. RefSeq lists its product as uncharacterized. Lineage: Eukaryota; Viridiplantae; Streptophyta; Magnoliopsida; Poales; Poaceae. The record is from RefSeq and is a predicted model, not a curated record.